This is a messenger RNA of Monascus purpureus, 444 nucleotides long. The record is from the annotation of a GenBank genome assembly. Lineage: Eukaryota; Fungi; Ascomycota; Eurotiomycetes; Eurotiales; Aspergillaceae.
AUGACAUGGCCCGUUGACCAGCCCGGAUGGGAAGAGGACUGUGCUCAUAGAGACCAGGAUCCUGCCGGGCGGGCAUUCCCCGAUCUCGACUGGUGCGUACCUGAAGAAAUCGAAACGGGGUCCAUGCCGGUCAAUGAUGAUGCACCGCCCUCCUAUCUCAUGCCUGGCGGUUGUGAUGGCUGGGUAGCCCCCUUGGGACAGGGUCCUAGCAGCAACAGGGCCCUAUCAGCGAGUGCGUUCUACCGGUCUGUCGGGGCUGCCAGCCUGAGCCCUCCCCACAGACUUGUCACGACCGCUGGUCUCAUCGCCUCUCCGCUACCUCAGCCGGAAAGCAUUCCCCGGAGAGAAACCGAAAACACGCCAACUCAGAUUGCUGAGAGGGGACCGGCCAAACCAUAGAAUCUAAAUCAUACAGCUCCAUUGCUACCGAAUCCUUGCAGCUGC